CGCAAACUCAAACUCUCUUUUUUGGUUUUAUUUCCACCAGAAGUCUUGGAACAGCCUACUCCGUCUCAGCUCGCGACUUCCAUCAGCAUUCAUCAGCAUUCGUCAGAUAUCCACCAGAUAUCCAUCAAAAUGGCUCUCGCAUGCAACGUCUGCAAAAAGACGUCGCUCCAAGCAAACAUCAAACGGUGCGCGAAAUGCUCUUCAACCCCGUACUGCUCCCGAGAAUGCCAAAAGGCCGACUGGAAGGAGCACAAGAAGAUAUGCGGCAAGACGACCACGCCAGGAGCUCGUCCGGCUGCAUCCGGGACGGGCACAUCUUCUCGUUCGACAGUAGCUUUCUCCCCGCCCAAAGGUCUUGAGCGGGGCAUCUCUUGUCCCUUUACGCAACUUGACCGCAAGACUUGGCUUCACAACCGCCCGGAGACGGACGUGUACAGGCUACUCAUCGACUCCUACCGACUUCGCGUCGAAGACGACUACAACAUAGACGGCGAGGUCGAUGACGACAGUCUCUACAGCGGAGCUGACAGUGGGAUCGUGGGCUUCAAGCGGUACUUGGGUGUCGUCCAAUCUAAGCCUGGACUGCUUCCAACAUGGUGGACCCCAGAAAAGAGUCUGGCAUGCGAGCAGCUUGGCAUGGACCAGUCGCAAUGGAGCGAUCUCCACAAUGCGGUCACAAAGAGCGACAUCAUAGAGCAGUAUGGAGACUCGCAAUUCCCCAUGCAGCUCCGGAUGUUCGCAGAGCUAAUCCGAGGUCGAGCUCCGGGAGGAGCAGACGGAGCCAGCAUGAGGCAAAUGCUGGUGGCCAUGGAACAGAGGAAUCUGCCCCCCGGUACAAUGGUGACAAGCAUUGAUAACACCACAGGCGACGUGACAGAACACUUGCCGUAAGGUAAGCCUGCGUGUGUGCCGGUGCUUUCGUCGGUGCUUUAGCAAACUGUAGAGGAGAAAAUGCUAGGGCACACGGAGCAGAAGCAACGCGGGCGUUAGGAACGGAACAGAACCGGGUUUUCAUGAGUCUCUUGUCGCAAUUUAAGAAAUUCCGCCG
This is a messenger RNA of Ilyonectria robusta, 1048 nucleotides long. RefSeq names its product putative MYND domain protein. The coding region runs from base 130 to 891 and encodes 253 amino acids. Gene Ontology annotation, cellular component: nucleus. Gene Ontology annotation, molecular function: DNA-binding transcription factor activity, RNA polymerase II-specific. The transcript is spliced from 2 exons. Gene Ontology annotation, biological process: regulation of transcription by RNA polymerase II. The record is from RefSeq and is a predicted model, not a curated record. NCBI's taxonomy places the organism in Eukaryota, Fungi, Ascomycota, Sordariomycetes, Hypocreales, Nectriaceae.